AUGGCAGGCCCAACUUUAUCCCCAUCCCCAGAACCAAAACAAUCGCUCACUGUCAUCACCUCCUCUUUUCAAGAAUUCGCACCAGAAUCCUCCCGCUCGCCCCCUCGUUCAACUAUUGCUCAGCAUGCCAACACAGCCUUCUUAGCCAUCGGCGCAGUUCUCGGUCUCGCUAUCAUGGCUACUUCAGCGGAUGCACUCCAUGUCUUCCAUUCCACUCAUCUCGGGGCCGACUUCCAGCUGCCGGUCUGGCCUAGGAUGCUUGAUAUAAAACCUACGAUUACCGGGGUUGUUUGUGGAGUUAUUGUUUUCAUCAUGAAUUGUGUGGCACUUGUGGGGCAAUUUGUUCCUGCUUUGAAGCGGAACCCUUUAUCUCUCCCCACUCUCAUUCCGCUAGCCAUCGCCCUCAUCGCUGCAGUUGUCGGUGCGGCAAUACCCUUUAAUACGCUAACUUCCUCAACGAGCUGGUCCGUUCAAUCGUGGAGUUGCCAAUGGUCAAACAUUAGUACAUCAGCAGCUCCACACUGGGGGACAUUAUGUUCAGAAAGUAGAGCUGCGGGAAUAAUGAGUGUGUGUGUUAUUCCAUUCGAUGCGUUGGUAAUAGGUUCGAUACUAGCUUCGAUGAUGAUGAAAGGGAAGAGCAAUGCAGUUCAGCAUGAGGAACAGUGGGAAAGAAAAGGUAGUGCGGGAGAUAUGUCGUAA
Sclerotinia sclerotiorum 1980 UF-70 is the source of this 699-nucleotide messenger RNA. RefSeq lists its product as hypothetical. NCBI's taxonomy places the organism in Eukaryota, Fungi, Ascomycota, Leotiomycetes, Helotiales, Sclerotiniaceae. The coding region runs from base 1 to 699 and encodes 232 amino acids. The record is from RefSeq and is a predicted model, not a curated record. The transcript has 2 exons.